AUGUCAGGCUGGGAUCAAUACGUAACAAGUUUGACAAGUCAAGGUAUUACACAUGUUGGAAUAUUUGGUGCUGAUGGAUCACGUUGGGCUGCAUCGCCUAAUUUUCCGACAAUCGAUAACCUUAAAGAAGAAUUGCCGAAAGCUUUUUCUUCACAACCAUCAGGCAUUGUAGUGGAUCGUGAAAAAUAUAUUUAUAUUCGUAAUGAUGGCUCUUUUGCUGUCUAUCGAAAAGGUGCUGAUGGAAUGGCUAUUGUUAAAUUAAACCAAGCUUAUAUUGUUUCAAUUGGUAUAAAUCAAAAGCCUGAAACUUUAGUAGGAAAAACGAAUAAGAUCGGUGACUAUUUGAAGUCUUGUGGCUAUUAGUUACAAUCAAAAAUGUUUUUUUUUUGUCCGGCAUAUCAUCUCAUCAUUAGGCGUCAAAAGGAGAAAAAACAUUUUUUUUUUUUUUUUUGUGUGAUUCAUCAUAUUUGUUCCUGUUCUUUUAUGUUAGUCAAUGCUCUGUUUUUUUUUUCUUCUCUCUCUCUUCUACUAUUACUUCAUCAUCUUAUUCUUAAACAGCAUACACUUUUAUAAAAACAAAAACAAAAAAAAAAAAAAAACGAUUGAUCUAAUCAUGAUUUCUUUUUUUUCUUCUCGUCUUUGUAUCAUCCGUACUUAGCGCAUGAAAAACUAUCAUAAGUUUUUAAUUCGACACAUUUUAUUGUUCGUUUAAAUCAUUAUAUGUGAAUGUACGUGCGCUAAUUAACGAAAAACAUAAAAAAACAAAACAAAACAACUAUUAGU
Rotaria sordida is the source of this 783-nucleotide messenger RNA. NCBI's taxonomy places the organism in Eukaryota, Metazoa, Rotifera, Eurotatoria, Philodinida, Philodinidae. The record is from the annotation of a GenBank genome assembly.